Molecule: messenger RNA, 654 nt
Organism: Vespula pensylvanica (western yellowjacket)
Lineage: Eukaryota; Metazoa; Arthropoda; Insecta; Hymenoptera; Vespidae
Gene: mRpL52
Product: 39S ribosomal protein L52, mitochondrial
Exons: 4
Coding region: 157-561 (134 amino acids)
Biological process (GO): mitochondrial translation
Cellular component (GO): mitochondrial large ribosomal subunit
Molecular function (GO): structural constituent of ribosome
Source: RefSeq, a predicted model, not a curated record
UUUAAUAAACAAAUUUUUAGUUUUAUGUUUGUGUUUUAUCAUCUACAAUAAGUGGCAAAGUAUAAUAUAAAUAAUAAUUUAAUUUCUUAUUAAAAAAAUUGAAGUAGUAUUUAAUAUCUUUUAUUACAUUAUUAAAUAGUACAUAUAGGAAUUAAAAUGUUAACCACUAUAUCAAAAAUAUUUGGUUAUAAUAAUUAUACAAAUUGGAACAUACUUUCCAAUAAAUUUCAUACAUCUUACAUAAAGUUAUUACAGCAAAAUUGGAGAAUGAAAAAGGGAUUAACAGAAAAUCCAAAUGCUUUCGGACCUUUGACAAAUAUGGCAGAUUAUUCAUAUAAAGAUGGAAGACCUACCCCACUUUGUAUAAACCAAAAGAGGCGUAUGCUUAAACAACAAGAAUAUGCUAAAAGAAUUCAUAAAUUAGUUAAAGAAAUAGAUUAUGCGGUUGAAAGAGAUAUAAAAUUACAGGAAAUGAAAGCACAAGAACAACAACGUAUUCUUGAUAGCAAAUUGAAACCAAAAGGAGAUCUUUUAUUAAAGACAAAAAAACCUACUACAUAAGAUAGAUUUAAAAGAAAAAUUUGUAGAUAUAAUAUCCCAUUAAUGUUUCACAUUGUAUAUAUAUGUGUGUUAUAAAUAUAUUUAUUUAACAUA